UUUAUUCUGUCAUGCAUGUGAUAAACAUGAAUUGUUUCUUAGAACAAGUCUAUAAAUAAAGGUUUCAAUGGUACAACAAUUGCACCACAAAUACACACAAACACAAACACAAACAAAAAAAUUGCCAUGAAUCUUACAUUAGUUACCACCCUUUGUUUCCUCCUCUUUUCCUUCACCACCUACUUUCCAUUACCCUUUGUUUCCUCUUCUUUUCCUUCAUCACCUACAGAUGCUGAUCUUAUCGUCAAGGAUAUACAUGGGAACCCCGUUGUUCCUAGUGGCAGAUACUUUAUUUGGCCUGAAUUCUUAGUAAGUGGCGGUGGAUUCAGGCUUGGUGAAACUGAAAAUUCAACAUGUCCAUUUACUGUACUUCAAGAUUAUUCUAACCUUGGUCAUGGCCUACCAGUAAAAUUGACCCCACAAAAUCAACCAAGUAGUGAUGAUCCUAUCACUAGAGGCUUGCAUUUGGACAUUGCAUUCGAUUACAAGCCAGAUUGUGCAGAAUCCUCCAAGUGGUUGAUGGUUGAAGCAGAAAAUGAGUUCCCUACACCAUGGCUGGCUAUUGAUGGUACUGGAAAGAAUGUUCAUGAUGGUUGGUUUGAACUUACUAGAUACAAGAGAUCGGGAUACCUUAUCUUUUUCUGUUACAAAAAUGAUGGUUGUAUUUAUUUGAGUAGGAAGAAUGACAAAAAUGGAAUGCGUUUGGUCUAUGAAACUGAUGGUGAUGGUGAUGCCUUAGGAGCGGUAUUCGUUAAGGAUGAUGAUGCUGCUAGAGCUCGAAUAUCAUCAGUAGUUUGAAUAAAAUUGAAAGUUAGAAGGACCACGCAUUCACGCUACCUAUGAUCUGAAUGCAUGAAUGUGUGUUUUCUUUUGCCCGUUUCUAUGUCUUUUCUUCUGUUCUUGCUUGAAAUGUUCUGUAUUUUUCUUUGUUGUUUCUUGUUCUCUUCAUCCAUGUAAUGAGUUUAAGUACUCUUUGUAAUCGUAUCUCUAUUUCAAUAAAGGGUUAACAGUGUUUUACUAAUGUAA
Medicago truncatula (barrel medic) is the source of this 1026-nucleotide messenger RNA. RefSeq names its product kunitz-type elastase inhibitor BrEI. The transcript has a single exon. The record is from RefSeq and is a predicted model, not a curated record. Lineage: Eukaryota; Viridiplantae; Streptophyta; Magnoliopsida; Fabales; Fabaceae. Gene Ontology annotation, molecular function: endopeptidase inhibitor activity. The coding region runs from base 127 to 798 and encodes 223 amino acids.